CUCGAAGAUUCGAAUUUCGGUAAUUGUUAGGGCAAAUUUAUACUGUUGUGGCUCCUAGUAUAGGACCAGGGUAACUGCAAUAAACAAUACUGGUUCUGAACAGUAUGACUUCACAAGCCGCAAUGAGCGUGGUGGAAGACUAUGCACGACCUGCCCAAUUUGGCAUAAACGACAAAGACCCAGAGAUUGAGGACUCCGCAGACGAGGAGACUCAUGACCAAAUGAUAGAGAAUGAAGAGAUGGGAUGGGCUCAGCAAGCCGAAUUGGAGACGGAUGCGUACUCCGAGUGGUCCGAGGAGAGUGAAGAGGAAGUCGACCCCGCAGUUCAAGAGGACAUGGACAAAUUCGUGGCAACGUUCAAAGGCAUUAAAGAUCGAUUCAGGCUUAUAAAUCGAAUUGGAGAAGGCACAUUUUCCACCGUUUAUAAGGCGGAGGAUCUGAAUUAUGACAUGUUUGAAAACAGCUGGGAUUUGGAACAAAAGGAGAUCGAGAAGAACGCCAAAUGGGCUGCGCCAGAAUUAAAAAGAGGCUCUGUUGAAACUAUCCGUCGAAAGCCCAAGUUUGUUGCCAUUAAGCAAAUCUAUGUUACCAGCAGUCCGUCCCGCAUCCUCAACGAGCUGGAUCUCCUGAACGAUCUCCGCGGUUGUCUAUCCGUUUGCCCGCUCAUAUCAGCCUACCGUCACACCGACCAAGUGGUGGCCGUCCUUCCCUACUUUAAGCACUCCGACUUCCGAGAGUAUUUCCGGAAGAUGACCAUCCCAGAUAUGCGUAUCUACUUCCGCUCCCUCUUCGUUGCCCUCGCCGCAGUCCACAAGCAGGGAAUUCUACACCGUGACAUCAAACCCACAAACUUUCUUUACGAGCCGUCAAGGCGGCACGGCGUGCUUGUCGAUUUCGGUCUUGCUGAGCGCGAAGGCACGGAGAGCAAGCCCUGUCUAUGCCAGCAACAUUCUGUUGAUCGUCGGCGGCAUAUCAAUAACAGCGUUGCGGCGUCCAAUGGGCCUGCAGCUGGCUAUCCUAAACAGGACACUCGCCCUUCUCGUCGAGCGAACCGUGCCGGAACCCGUGGUUUCCGUGCGCCAGAGGUUCUCUUUAAAUGCACGGCACAAACAACCAAGAUCGACAUCUGGUCCGUGGGUGUCAUCCUCCUCACUAUCCUGUCACGACGCUUCCCCUUCUUCAACUCGGCAGAUGACGUUGAGGCCACGAUUGAGAUUUCAACAAUCUUCGGCUCGAAACGUAUGAAGCAAGGGGCACUCCUACACGGAACUGUCUUCGAGACCAACAUCCCAACAGUCGGGCAACAGGGAUUCAGCCUCGAGAAGAUUAUUCUGUGGAGCACGUGCAGGACAGAAAACGAUGCCAAUGGGAAGGAUGUCUCGUUGAGUGAUGAGGAGAAACUAGCGAUACGAUUCUUGGAACGCUGCUUUGAUUUGGAUCCAAACAAGCGGAUAAGUGCAGCGGAAGCACUGGAGCAUCCUUUUUUGAGAGAGAAAGAUGCAGCUACGGAGGACGAAGAUGGGGACGAGAUAAAUAUGAUAUGACGAGCGACAAAUGUUUUUGGGGAGUUGGGGACGGCAUUUAAGGGGCAUUGCAUAGGGUAGGCUUCAUCAUGGUUCAUUCCAGGCGUUUAAGACGUUGCUCAGCAGCUAGAGAUACCACGAUUAUAGAAGCACUGUAAUAAUCACA
Messenger RNA from Pseudogymnoascus destructans, 1689 nucleotides. RefSeq lists its product as uncharacterized. The record is from RefSeq and is a predicted model, not a curated record. Gene Ontology annotation, biological process: protein phosphorylation; mitotic DNA damage checkpoint signaling. Lineage: Eukaryota; Fungi; Ascomycota; Leotiomycetes; Thelebolales; Thelebolaceae. The transcript is spliced from 2 exons. The coding region runs from base 105 to 1544 and encodes 479 amino acids. Gene Ontology annotation, cellular component: nucleus. Gene Ontology annotation, molecular function: protein serine/threonine kinase activity; ATP binding.